Molecule: messenger RNA, 1387 nt
Organism: Leptinotarsa decemlineata (Colorado potato beetle)
Lineage: Eukaryota; Metazoa; Arthropoda; Insecta; Coleoptera; Chrysomelidae
Product: DDB1- and CUL4-associated factor 10
Cellular component (GO): Cul4-RING E3 ubiquitin ligase complex
Molecular function (GO): protein binding
Source: RefSeq, a predicted model, not a curated record
AUGUAUCCACCUAGUAUUCCAUAUCUAAGCCCCCUUGAAGCGGUUCCCGCCCGGAGCGGAAUUUUCAACGAACGAUUCCUAGUGGUUCGAGAUAUCAAAAAGCUACCAUGGAGGCAGGAAGCUGUGGUCGUGAGCGCAGAGGCGAAGCUCCUUCAUCAGCAUAAUCUGGACUACGGCGAAUUGGGGGAAUUUCAAAAAAGCUACGGCUGUUUCUUUGGAUCCCUUCGUCGAAGAGGCGCACUUGGAGCUCGAGGAAUAUAUCAAAGCGUCACCAGGAUCAGCCAUUUGUUCGUUGUGUGGUUCAAGGUAAAAAAUAUCGAAUGGUCCACUGAAGACGACGUUAUGGUAACAUCUGACUUCGACGGUAACAUUUUCUCGUGGAACUUGAAGACUGCCAACGGAAAUAGUUUGAAUUACGACAAAGUUUUCCUGAUGAACGGUCUGAUGAGGAUGAAGCUGACGGAAGACGGUACGAAAAUGAUUAUAUCCACUACUACGGGUUUCAUGAUCAUCAUACACGACCUGAAUUUGUCGACUCUGGCUACUGAUUUGAGAUUCUUUCGGCCUAGUCUGUAUAGGUUGAUGCAACUUAGUGAACAAUGCUUCCCAGUUGGAACAGUACACAACUAUUUGUUUUCUCCGACGAGGAAGAGGAACAGAAUCGAAUUCAUCGAUGAUUUCCCGCAGGAGGCCGAAGCCAUUAGUUCUCUUCAAAUACAUCCUCAUGGUUGGUGCGCCGUGUCUAGAAAUUUAAAUGGAGACGAAAACCAGGAGUACACCACCGUCCACGACAUCCAAACCAGAGACCCUAAAGAUUACGAAAACGCUUUUACGACCGUAAUUGUUUCAGGUACAGACUCCUCCUUCAGCACCUAUUUCCGCCAGUGUCCGGAGCAGCGCACGAGAAUAAUAAAGAACCUCCCCCGCAUGACGCAUUUCAUCAGGGAGAAGGGUGUCGGAAAGGGGUUCAUCAAGGAGCUGUGCCUCUCGAAUGACGGCCGGGUGAUAUUCUCCCCCUACGACAAGGGGGUGAGGCUGUUGGGCUUCAACUACAAGUGCCAGGAAAUGUUGAUGUGCAUUCCGGAUAAGCCGCGGCAACUGAAGAUCGUUAAGGAGUUUGCCAAUCGCCACAAAGAUAUCGUAGUUUCGUGCAAGUUCAGUCCAGUGCAUCAUCAGCUCGUGAGCGGGUGUAUUGUAGGGGAUAUCAAUUGGUACCAACCUGUGUUCUAAGACUAUCGGACGGAUUAAUCUUUGUGGAGUUUCGUGUGCCUGUGAUUUUAUAUAAGAAGCGUUUUUUUGUGUCGGAUCAUAAUCAUUUACUAUUAAUUUGUCUAAGAUUUCAAACAAAUGAACAUUUCUUUACCAUAAAGUUUAUAUGGUACGGUCA